Molecule: messenger RNA, 782 nt
Organism: Mizuhopecten yessoensis (Yesso scallop)
Lineage: Eukaryota; Metazoa; Mollusca; Bivalvia; Pectinida; Pectinidae
Exons: 9
Coding region: 69-713 (214 amino acids)
Source: RefSeq, a predicted model, not a curated record
CUUUCUUCUUAUCUACGUUUCUUAAAUCACGAAGUAGACUUCAGACACGUAUUCAAAACUCAAGAACAAUGCUGCGGGAAGUUGUCAUUUGGCUGUCUGUUGUUACUCUCGUGAAGUGCGAUCAAAGAUGCUGGGAAUGCAGUAAUGAAGGGAGUUUAGCAGUUUGUCAGGAGACCACAGUGGCCUGUCCUGCUAGCGAGCAAUGUUUCGUGGAAAAGGUUGUCACCGAUUCGAAUGAGGUCGUGUUCAACGCUGGGUGUAGGUCAAAUACGGCUUGCGUGAUCAUGCAAUCGCUCUCAGCUGGUGCGGUUGGUAAAAGAUCGAUAUCACUGUGUGGAAAAUGUUGUACAGGACCUCACUGCCAGGACACUCUUUGUGGUCUUAAUCCAGGUGGACCAAGUCAGCUUAGAUGUUUAUCAUGUAGCUCCGUAACUUCCCCAGCUGAUUGUCUGGUUUACGAGACGUGCCAGGAUAGAAAGGUUUGUUAUGCUGGUAUACACAUCGAAUAUUCUUCACUUCGUUACUCGUUUGGAUGUCAAGACAAACAUUUGUGCCAGAACUCAGCCGCCAAUGAUGUUGUGGGUCAUCCAGGCCGAGAGGUAGCAAAUGGCCAAUCUAUAUGCGAUGCUUGCUGUGACAGCGAUUAUUGUAACAAGGUUGAUUGCUAUAUCUUGAAGAAAAAUAUGACAAAUCAAAUGUUUGCAACGGGAUGAUUUGUACUCUGUUUCAAUGUGUUCAUACAGAUGAAUUGCAAUUAAAAAGUUGUCAAUGUAUAGUUGCUA